AUUGUUCACUGCAAAUAAAAUGUAUCAUGUUUUGUCUGCGAAUAUAUCUUGUGAUUUUCCUUUUGGAAUUAGCCUCAGGGUUCCUGUUAGAUAACAAUGGAUCGACCGCCAUCCCAAAUGUUUGUAAGGACGCUCAACAGAAUUGCGAUCUUCUUAAUCAAACUUUAGAUGUGUGCCAUGACGUUCACAAUGGGGAACUAUUGUGUAAACAUUACUGUGGAUUCUGUGACGUCGUUCACGGUGGAUGGUCAAUUUGGGGUUCUUGGGGUCAGUGUGACGUGUCGUGUGGUAACGGAACGCGCAUGCGCAGAAGACAGUGUGAUAAUCCAUCCCCGAAAAAUGGCGGAGAUGAUUGUCUAGGGGAGAGGACCGAACAAAUUAUGUGCUUAGUAAACCCAUGUCCAGGUCUGAUAUAG
Messenger RNA from Mya arenaria, 416 nucleotides. RefSeq names its product ectin-like. The transcript is spliced from 4 exons. Gene Ontology annotation, biological process: extracellular matrix organization. The coding region runs from base 27 to 416 and encodes 129 amino acids. Gene Ontology annotation, molecular function: metalloendopeptidase activity. Lineage: Eukaryota; Metazoa; Mollusca; Bivalvia; Myida; Myidae. Gene Ontology annotation, cellular component: extracellular matrix. The record is from RefSeq and is a predicted model, not a curated record.